Messenger RNA from Phialemonium atrogriseum, 1427 nucleotides. RefSeq names its product dihydroxyacetone kinase. Gene Ontology annotation, cellular component: cytosol. The record is from RefSeq and is a predicted model, not a curated record. Gene Ontology annotation, molecular function: glycerone kinase activity. The transcript is spliced from 2 exons. Lineage: Eukaryota; Fungi; Ascomycota; Sordariomycetes; Cephalothecales; Cephalothecaceae. The coding region runs from base 126 to 1220 and encodes 364 amino acids. Gene Ontology annotation, biological process: glycerol catabolic process.
CGGGGCUCGCGGCCCAGAACCUCGUCAGCGUUGGCGCCAGCCUCGAGCACGUCCACGUCCCCGGACGGGCCCCGCCGAGUGCGGAGGACGCGGGCCACCUCAAGGUCGGUGAGGUUGAGAUCGGAAUGGGCAUCCACAACGAGCCCGGGUCGGGCAAGGAGAAGGUCGAGCUGCCGGAGCUGGUGGGCACGAUGCUGGCGCAGUUGCUGGAUCAGAACGACCAGGACCGGGCUUUCUUGAACGUCAAUUCGAACGAGGUCGUCCUGAUGGUGAACAAUCUCGGCGGCGUCAGCGUCCUCGAGAUGGGUGGCGUCACCGCCGAGGUCGUCUCGCAGCUGGAGAAGAGCUACGGCAUCCGCCCCGUCCGCAUCCUCAGUGGCACCUACAUGACGAGUCUGAAUGGGCUGGGAUUCAGCAUCACUCUGCUCAACGUCGUCAACACUGAAAUCGGCGGCCCUAGCAUGAUAGAUCUUCUGGACUAUCCCUGCGAAGCUACUGGCUGGAGUUCUCCUAUUUCCAAGCAAACCUGGGAAGCGAAGAAUACGGCAACGAGAGAGGAUAAGGCGACAUCCGGCGAUCAGAUCCGUUCCAGUGGACUGACGGCGGAUGCGAAAUCGUCUCAGGCAGCGUUGACAGCCGCUCUCAAGAGCGUUAUUUCGGUCGAGCCCGAUGUCACACGGUACGACACCGUUGUUGGCGAUGGCGACUGCGGUAUUGGCCUCAAGAGAGGCGCGGAAGCGAUACUGGAACAUCUGUCCACUACCCCGCUUUCGGGAGACGCCGUCGUUGACGUCGCCAACAUCGUGCCCGUUGUGGAGAGGUCAAUGGAUGGCACAUCAGGAGCACUAUACGCCAUCUUCCUGAACUCCCUCGUCCAUUCGCUCCGCACUCAGGGUUCAGGUGAGGCAUCACCCAAGAUCUGGGCCGCAGCGCUGAAGCAGAGCCUGGAGGCUCUGUCUAAGUACACACCCGCAAGACCGGGCGACCGCACACUCGUAGACGCCCUGCAUCCCUUCGUCGAGGUGCUUGGCAAGACUGGCGAUGUGAAGCAGGCGGCUGAGGCAUCUAAGGACGCCGCCGAGGGGACUAAGGGCAUGAAGGCGAGUCUCGGGAGGACGGUAUAUGUUGGUGGCUCCGGGUUCGAGGAAGUCCCAGAUCCCGGCGCCUGGGGCUUGGCCAGCUUCUUCCUUGGCCUGGCCGGCCUGAAAGCUGUGGAGUAAGGUCGUGAGAAAGGCUAAGUUGUUGAGGCAGGAUAGAUCUGUCGUACAUGUACUGUAUGCCUUGAGUGGCUCGCUUUAGCCAGGGAGGCAAGGUUAAGGUAGAAUAUCUCUAGGGUGGAAAACUGUUGGAUAUGAGAGAACAGCCUUUUGGGGUAUUUCAUCGUGUUCAUGUUCACCGAAAAAUAGAACCACCGUCAUUUCAACGCC